CCCAGAUUCCCACGGCGGCGGACUUUCUCUCUCUAACCUCUAACGUCUCUCUCUCUCUCUCUCUCUUGCCAACCUCGCAUGACUUUCAAAAGUUGAACUCCCCAUCCACAAUUUGUUUCAGCUUCGACAAUCCUAGGGUCAAGUCAGCGUUCAGAGGAAGCUUCACUGGUAUUUGUUGUUCGGAUUCGAUUCUGGUCAUUGACUCACUGCGACUGCUUCAAUGCCUUCCGCCGUCACGCCUCCGUGGCGUGAGAAGGCUUCUGGUUUCUUCUCCUCCUCAGCAGGGGUGAAGCUUAAGGAAGCGGGGCAAUCAGCCGGAACAUUGGUCGGAGAGGUUGCCAAGGAUGCGAAAGGUAACUUCGCCGAUGCGGCGGAACGCUUUGGCUCGAUCGUGAAGACCAGAUGGUCGCUUCUGCAGGAGCCGUCGACACGGCAUGCCGUUCAGGAACGGCUCAUCUCCGCUGCUGCCACCACUGGAACGUUUCUUAGGAAGGGCGUUUCGGAGACGAAGGACAAGGUUGCCAUUGGGAAGACUAAAGUUGAAGAGGUGGCAAAGAAGACUGCGCAAAAAAGCAAGAUUAUCUUGACUGACAUUGAACGAUGGCAGAAGGGAGUUGCUAGCACUGAUGUAUUUGGCGUUCCAAUUCAGGUCACAGUGCAACGGCAACAAUCCACCAGGCCCAUUCCCAAUAUUCUGGUCAAAUGUGCAGAUUAUCUCAUAUUAUCAGGACUAAAUGCGCCAGACAUUUUUAAGUCUGAAGGAGAUAAAAAAGUCAUUCAACAAUUGGUUUCAAUAUACAACCAAGAUUCAAAUGCGUCAUUACCAGAGGGAGUAAAUCCAGUUAACGUAGCAGCUCUAGCUAAAUGCUACCUAGCUAGCCUUCCUGAGCCACUAACUACGUUUGAGCUUUAUAACGAGAUCACAGGUGCUCGAUCUAGCAUACAUGCAAUGAGAAACAUACUUAAGAGGCUUCCUAUUGCGAACUACAUGACCCUGGAAUUUAUCACUGCUUUGUUACUCCGCGUUAGCCAGAAGUCACUUCUUAACAAGAUGGAUGCCCGAAGCCUUGCCAUGGAAAUGGCCCCUGUUAUUAUUUGGCAGAACGGACGGAAACCAGAGUCUUACAGGAAAUAUUGGAAUGAACCAUCGAAAGGUCCUUCCAAGAACUUGGAUCCCCCAUCUGGUUAUAGUGCGUGGGACAUGCUUGCUGAGGAGGGUGAAACUAUAGAUGCAUCCUCUCCCAUUCCCUUGGAUGACGGCAUGCCAAUUGACUUUGGUGCUAUUGAGGUUGUUCAAUGUCUUACAGAACAUCACAAUGCAAUUUUCACGGAUGCUAAUGAAACAAUCUGGAGAUGACUUGGAAUUACUCGGUUCCCUCAUACAGCAUGGGAUUUGUCGAGUUAAAUAGUAUAACCAAUUAUUUCUCAAAGAUUGAAUACCUAAUCCGGUCCCGAUGAUCAUUGCUCGGUAGUAGAUGUAAUGUUCUUCGCAAAAGCUGGGAGGGUUACUGGAUAUGGGUUCAUGUGUUUUAAUGAUCUGGGAGUGCUACAGCGUUUAAAUUGAGUAUAGGUUUUGCCAUUAUUUGCUGCUUGAGGAAUGGAAAUCAUGUCUUUAAAAGAUUAAUCAGUUCUAUACCUUGUACAUAGUUUGAAGCUGUGAAAUUCUUGUCAUGUGAUUGCAGUUGGAUUAAUGAUUUUAUGGUGAUUUAUGUGAUUUAUAAGAUUGAUCUUAUGGUGAA
Molecule: messenger RNA, 1739 nt
Organism: Corylus avellana
Lineage: Eukaryota; Viridiplantae; Streptophyta; Magnoliopsida; Fagales; Betulaceae
Product: small G protein family protein / RhoGAP family protein
Biological process (GO): signal transduction
Source: RefSeq, a predicted model, not a curated record